AUGGAGUUCAGCCUUCUGCUAUCCAUUUCCAUUCCCGUCGUCUUCUUCUUGCUCCCCGCAGCACUACUGCACGUCUACCGUAAGACCUGGAGCAGCCGCCGCCGGCAGCUGCAGGGGCUGCCGCCUGCGCCACCAGGGUGGCCGGUGAUCGGGCACCUCCACCUGCUCUCCGACAUGCCCCACCGUGCUCUGGCCGAGCUGGCGGCGGCCAUGCGCGCGCCGCUGCUCCGCCUGCAGCUCGGCACCGUCCGCGCCGUGGUGAUCUCCUCGCCGGACCUGGCGCGCGCGGCGCUCACAACCAGCGACGCCGCGCUGGCGUCGCGGCCGCGCCUCCUCGGCGGCCAGGUCCUGGCGCUCGGCUGCUCCGACGUCACGUUCGCGGCGGCCGGGCCGUACCACCGCGCGACGCGGCGCCUGGUCGUGUCGGAGCUCCUCUCGGCGCGCCGCGUCGCGGCGUACGGCAGGAUCCGGGCGGGCGAGGUCCGCCGCCUCCUCGGGCACCUCGCCGCCGCCGCCUCCCCGGCGGCGGCGGCGGCGCCCGUCGUCGACCUCAGCGAGUGCUUCGUCAACCUGGCCAACGGCGUGCUCUUCCGCGUCGCGUUCGGCCGCGGCUUCCCGCACGCCAAGGCGGCCAGGCUCGGGGCGGUGUUCGCCGAGGCGAACGAGCUCUUCGCCGGGUUCACCGCCGGCGACUUCUUCCCGGAGCUCGAGCCCAUCGUCAGCGCCGUCACGGGCGUCCGUCGCCGCCUCAACAGCUGCCUCGCCGAUCUCUGCGAGUUCUGCGACGACAUCAUCGACGAGCUCAUCAGCGGCAAGCGCGAGCGCACCUCCGGCGAUGACGGCAACGAGGACUUCGUCGACGCCCUGCUCCGUCUCCAAAAGUCGCCGGACCUCGAGGUUCCGCUCACCGACGACAACAUUAAGGCACUUGUCCUGGACGUCUUCGUCGCCGGCGCCGACACGUCGCUGGCGGCGCUGGAGUGGGUGAUGACCGAGCUGGUCCGGCACCCCUGCAUCCUCACCAAGGCCCAGGACGAGGUCCGGCGCGCCGUCGGCCGCGCCAAGGGCACGGUGGAGGAGUGGGACCUCGGUGACCUCCGCUACCUGCGCGCCAUCAUCAAGGAGACCUUCCGUCUCCACCCGGUCAUCCCGCUGCUGGUGCCGCGGGAGUCCGUGGCCCCCUGCACCCUCGGCGGCUACGACAUCCCGGCGAGGACGCGCGUGUUCGUCAACACCUACGCCAUGGGCCGGGACCCCGAGGUCUGGGACCGGCCGCUGGAGUUCCGGCCGGAGCGCCAUGGGAGCGCCGCCGCCGGAGAGGUGCAGGUGGAUCUCGUGGACCCGGAGUUCAAGGUGCUGCCCUUCGGCGGCGGCCGGAGGGGGUGCCCCGGGUACGCGUUCGCGCUGGCGACCUUGCAGCUGGCGCUGGCCAGCCUGCUGUACCACUUCGACUGGGCGCUGCCGGCCGGUGUGCGCGCCGAGGACGUCGACAUGGAUGAGAUCUUCGGGCUCUCCACCAGGAAGAAGGAGCCUCUGCUCGUGGUCGUCAAGAGAAACGACGAGUACGAGUUCAAGGGCGGAGAAAAUUACGACAUCUGA
Messenger RNA from Panicum virgatum (switchgrass), 1599 nucleotides. RefSeq names its product tryptamine 5-hydroxylase-like. NCBI's taxonomy places the organism in Eukaryota, Viridiplantae, Streptophyta, Magnoliopsida, Poales, Poaceae. The coding region runs from base 1 to 1599 and encodes 532 amino acids. Gene Ontology annotation, molecular function: heme binding; iron ion binding; oxidoreductase activity, acting on paired donors, with incorporation or reduction of molecular oxygen. The record is from RefSeq and is a predicted model, not a curated record. The transcript has 2 exons.